Messenger RNA from Rhipicephalus sanguineus (brown dog tick), 6653 nucleotides. Its product is annotated as band 7 protein AGAP004871. The transcript has 9 exons. The record is from RefSeq and is a predicted model, not a curated record. Lineage: Eukaryota; Metazoa; Arthropoda; Arachnida; Ixodida; Ixodidae. Gene Ontology annotation, cellular component: plasma membrane. The coding region runs from base 234 to 1220 and encodes 328 amino acids.
GUCCGCGCCGCGUGUUGGAGCGCGGGGGGGCGCGCUUCCACUGGGGGGCACACGAGCCCCGGUCGCGUUCCUCGCCCGAGGGGGGGACACGACCAUGCGACGCCUGACGGGCCGGCAGCCCGUCUCGCUGCUCGCGGGCCUCUGCCGUGCCGUCCCGGGCCGCCAGCCAGCGGCGCCCGUCGACCGCUGCUGACGGCGCUCGCGCCAACACGGCCACGUCGACGGCGGCACGUAUGACGCCGGACAACCCAGGCUCGAGUCCAGCCUUCUCGGAAGGCGAGGAAGGAGGCGGAGGACGCAGGGUGGGUGGUGCAAGGCGGGUCUUCAAGUUCCGAAACCUGCGCAGCUUGGCCCGAACCCAACUGGGCCGAGCAGUGAACCGCGCCCGCGAACUCCGAGAAUCCGCGGAAACUGGACUCGGACUCUGUGGUUGGAUCCUCACCGUUCUGUCGUUCGUGAUUGUCGUGGUCACCUUUCCCUUCUCAUUGCUUUUUUGCAUCAAGGUCGUCCAGGAGUACGAACGCGCUGUUAUUUUCCGUUUGGGAAGACUCCUGCAAGGGGGAUCGAAAGGGCCCGGUAUCUUUUUCAUUCUCCCCUGCAUCGAAAACUACACCAAGGUUGAUCUCAGGACGCUAACCUUUGAUGUUCCACCCCAAGAGGUGCUGACCAAGGACUCUGUGACCGUGUCGGUGGACGCAGUCGUGUACUACCGGGUGCACAAUGCGGCGGUGUCCGUCGCCAACGUGGAGAACGCCCACCACAGCACCCGCCUGCUCGCACAGACCACGCUGCGCAAUAUUCUGGGCACCCGGAACCUGCACGAGAUUCUCGCCGACAGGGAGCAGAUAUCCAAUGCAAUGCAGAGCGCCCUGGACGAAUGCACCGAUGCUUGGGGCAUAAAGGUAGAGCGGGUGGAAAUCAAGGACGUGCGUUUACCGGUUCAACUGCAGAGAGCCAUGGCCGCCGAAGCUGAGGCUGCCAGAGAAGCACGAGCAAAGUUGAUUGCCGCCGAAGGAGAGCAGAAGUCGUCUCGAGCUCUGAAAGAGGCCGCGGACGUGAUGUCCCUAAGCCCGGCAGCCCUGCAGCUGCGCUACCUUCAGACACUGAAUACCAUUUCCGCCGAGAAGAAUUCCACCAUCAUCUUCCCGCUGCCCAUAGAUUUCCUCGCCUGCUUCAUGCCUGACAAGAAGAAGCACCGCGCCAUGGAUGCGGACCCGUAGUGGUCCCGGCGUUCGUUCGAAUCGACCGAGAGGGAGAGCUUUGUCAACGCGUCGAACCGGUUCGUAUAGCCUACUGAUGGCGGCUAUAAAAGGUCGGGCCUGAGGUGCCCGCCACUUGUAUCCUCCCAGCGAGUGUGGGGAGCAGUGCACCGACGUUUGUUACGCUGUUGUUGCUGCACGUGUGCUUGAAAGAAAAGUUACAGGGAAGCACGUUGGUACACAUUGUUUGACGAAGAGAGACAUGUUGUUACAUGACGAAACAUGCUGUUAAAGUGUGCGUGAUCUGUUGAUUGUUUACGGGCAUUUAUACGGGCAGUUAUAUGCAUUCGCUCUCAUGUGUUCACAUGGCGCAGGUUAUGUGAGCGGAAGUUGUUUUUCGGUGGUGCUGGCGGAAACCACAUUUGUUUUCAGAGAUCUCUUCGUUGCCCAGUUGAAAAAUUUAGGGCGCGACGCCCGCAUGCUUCAUUGCUAAAAAAAAUCAUGUUUUAAUGCAUGCGGGCGUGUUUCUAGAUGCAAAAGCUGAGAUAGCUUGCGAUGCACUUUAUACCGAUUACAAUUCGUCACCUUCUUAUUGAAUGAAUUAAAACGUCGAGUUACAAUGGAAAUUAAAUGAAGAAGUUGUAACAAACGUACAGGUCUGCUGUCGAAUGAUGUGAGCGAAAAUAUAAAAUCAAGUCAAGCAAAGGACCGCGAAAAACUUGGUCCUUUAUAUUUCGCUGAACAGGAUGUGGAGCUUUUCGACGAAUAAAAAUGCGUAAUAUGGCUGGCAACAUUUGUUAAUGCGAUGCAAUGCAUUUCAAGCAGAGACAAAAAGCACUGUUAAGAGAACUAAAAGGCUCCACUAUCCAUAAGGACCAUUAACAUAAGGCUUUCGUUUAAUAAGUCUGAAGCAACCCCACAGUAUUUUGAGAUGGUAACUUAAACAGUUUCACAUUCACGCUAACACAGCUGUGUUCGUUCAGGAAGCUGAAACGAAUGCAAAUGCCGCGACAUAGAUUGCAAAAAUUAUUUUUCAUUGUUCAUACGUUCAGGCCAAAAUAAUUUACCUUGAACUCUAGCAACGAGUUCCGGUAAAAAUACGGCAGCACCCGCGCCUCAGGUAAGACGCCGCCAUAGGAUGCCGUAGCAAAAUAUACAUCGUUAAAAUUUGAUGGUUGACUUGUCACCGGUGAUCCAUCCGUGUCUUUCUCUUCGAAGCACUUUCGUUGCAGCAACGUUAUCCGCUCGCUUGGCCUGUUGUGUCAUCAUAAGAGCAGGUGCACACUUUGUCGCCACUUGCAUGCAUGAGCGCACCGCACACACACAUACACUGCCCGUGUGCAGCACCGCCUUGGGGCGCGGAGAGAUGGCCGAUGAUGACUGUCACGCAAGAAGCAUCCCGAAGGAAGUUUAGCUCUGGAGUUCGUGGGAAGACGGGGAAGGCUGAGGGGCGUGUAGGUAAUUAAAAAAAGGUCGGGGAAAGCUCCCCUCCCGCCCCCUUCCGCUGAAGGUAACGUCCGGCUGCUGAUACUGGAGCCCAUAUUUCCGGGCUGCUCCGCGAGCGUUUCCGCAAAGACGGCGGCAGCGGUGAGUGCCAUCCGAGCCCCUCCGUGGUUGGCGAGGCCAGUUGGAUAAAGCCGAGCCCUUGAACGCACGCGCAGUUUUCCCCUCUGGGCGUAAGCGGCGGGCGCGCUGUUAGGUGUGCGCUUGCCGCGCCUGCCCGUCAGCACUGCCAGACUGGUCACCACACACUCCUAUAACGCUCUCGCACGUCUGGGCGCCAUAGGCCGAGCAAAAAGUCCUAAACUGUUAUCGCUGCAAUGAGAAGAUACCUACCUCGUGUGACAUUAUGAUGUCAGGGUACGCUUUGAGACAAUGCCUGUCAGCUAGAGAGAAUAAACGUUUCUGAACUCUGAUUGUGAGGCUUUACUAUGCCCACCUUGCAAAUCAGCCGAAGAAUCUGAUCGUUGCUUCCUAUGUCCACAACGUAAAGACGAAGCUUGCGUGUUCAAAAGGCAUUCAGUACCGCUAGUUGUCUUGCAGUGUCUCGAAAUCACAGCGCCAUGUCAAACUAAAUUGUCUCAAGACGUAAGCACCUUACUCGACAAGACGUAUUCAGCUCAAAGUGAUAUUUAAAUUCCAUAGUAUUCACAGGCAGGGAUGUUCAGAAACUUCAUUUAGAGUUUUGCGAGUGUGUGCCAGAAUCCAACAGCUUUGCUAGAACCGUUUGUUUGCAUUUCCUCGCAGCUGGUAUGGUAAGUGUACAUUUUACGGAAAGCAAACAAUGCGCAUUUAUCAAAAGAAUUAAACCUUUCUUUCCGCCAAGUGAAAUGAUAUUGAGAGAACGGUGCGACCAUUCUGGCAGCGUUGGCCUUUACCUAACUUUCACUGUCCUCUGCUGCCCAUCGUCCAGAAAGGGAAGGCUCCUUUACACAGCUUACAAUACGACGUGUCGUGCAUACCGCACUGCCACCGACUGAGUGCAAUGUCUUUUUCUAUGAAAUGUUACACGAGUGCAAAACUGAUUACACGUGCGGCGCAAUGAACUCUUGAGUUACUGGCAACCGCGGGCAAUCUGCACGUAAUACCCAUUAACGAGAUGGUCGUGACAAAAACGAUCGGGCAACUUAUUUGCUAAGGCAAAAUCAGAGUGUAUAGCGAGUGUUGGCGAUAGUUAUUCAUCGACCUUAUUAGCGGCCUAUGGCGGGCUUUCGGUUAUUAAAUAUGUUUUCUUGCUAAAGUGUUUUCGAAUACGAGAAAAAAAAUGAUAAUCGAAAAACUGCCCGUAAUACACUCCAUGCAACGCGGGCAUCGUACUGGACCGACCGUCUCUUGAGUUAAUCAGGCCGCACGCCUUUUCACUUUAUAUAAAUGUGAGGCCAGUAUAAUAGUUAUUUUUCAUGAGAUCAGCUGAUAUUCGAAAACUCCCGUGGUAAACGAUACAAAUUGAUGCAACGUAUCGAGCAAGUUGUCGCGCGACGCCACUGAUUCAAGUUUGAGCGAAUGAAAAGCACAAACUGCCUGCUACUUGCAACACCAUCUAGGAGCAAAGGAACGUGCCAUGCGUGCCAGGAAGCAAUUUUGUUUCGCUGCUUCCCCGCAGCAGUCGUCGAAUUCUGACGGUCCUGCGACGAGCGAGCGUUCACAUCCGACGCGAUCGCGCGCACCGCAUGCGCCCUCCGACUCCAGGAUUUUUUUUUUCCUGCGUUGUCUUCAUAGCUGCAAGAAUCGCGAUCGUGUAUACCUCAACGAUUGACGCGAUGUAUAAACUCUACCGGUAGGGGAGGACGUGAGAGAAAACAAAACAAUAAUAACCACACGCGAUAACUUUCGUAGCCGAACGCGUGAAGUAACUUUUGUAAACUUAUAGCGUUUAGAUAUGAGGUUAUACCUCCGAGAGAUAAUCCAGUAGGCCUAGAUCGAUCUGUUGCUGUCGCAGUACGUUAAUUUGUUCGACCAUGUAGAACGAUCUGAAAUGGAAAUGCUUUCCGCACUACUGAAAAUGCUGGCCACGUCUAGAAGAACGUGGUCAUUUUUUUCUUUUAUUCGUGCGUGCAGGACGAGCUGUCGCGUUGAUUUACCGAUGCUAAAGGCGCCUCAACUAUCUGAGCUUGCAUUACUCUCCUUCCGGUUUGCACGGCUACUGUCAGGGACCUUUUAUUAAAACUUUGAAGCACAGUCAUUUCAAUGACCUACAAAUCCGUUCUAGUUCGACGUGUCGGUUAAUCUGUGGAGGUCCCAGUCGCUCCAAAACGGAACACACGUAAAGGGUGGCUGUGCAGCGUCGACAUUAAUGCGUCUCUCCACCAGGCGUCGGUUCCGAACGACGGUUCACCAAUACUUCGCUAAAACUGGUAUUAAAUUACGGGGCUGCAUUAUUAGUGACAGCUUGAGCCCUGCACGAUAGUGGUGUUCAAGGCCAAUUGUUACAUCACUCGCUGACGUAGGUUACUUCCCGUCUCAAGAAUGGGCACUCUGCUCCACCGGUGGACGCUGAAAAUGAUGCAAUAGUAAAAAAAAAAAAAAAACGCGUAUUCAAAGUAUCGCAUUCUUACCUACAUAUAAAAACGUAGUGUUGUCAAGGUUUGUCGAACGUCAAGGUUCUCUUCGUUCCUAUUAACCCGACAUCGUACCUUAUAUAGGCUUGGACAGCAAGAAUAAGAAAAAAAUAUGUUUUAUUAUUUCGGUGGGUAAGUGUUCUUUUAGCGCUUUUUGUUUUUUUGUCUUGCUAUUGAUGUAUGGCUCGUUCUUCAUUACUGCAAACUUUUGUAUAAAUCCGCACGACCACAAUAUUUAUCAGCUCACAGCUUCAUAUAUUUAUUUGGCAGAUUACCUAGUUUACGCAGCCAGCUAGAGACGUAAAUAUAGAAGUAUGAGACAACAAAUAACCCGUGACGGCAGGUUCCCUAAUACAUUACGCAGUAGCGACAGUUUUUGUGACGCGCGUGUCUGUCUGUAAUGAGAGCACGGAUAUUUCUCUGAUUGUCUGUAGUUUGUAAGUAUAUCUACCUGCUUGUCAUAUUGCACGUAAGCAGCUUAUUACAAUGCGCAUGGGAAAACAACAAUUAAAAUAAGUCUAACAGUUUCUAUAGGCAAAGUCGCUGGUAACUUUGAAAAGUAUUUUUGUAGUCCAACAUAUCCAUGAAUUAACCUGACUGCAUUUAUUCCGCGUUUCUUAGCCGAUACUAUUAAAAAUGGAAGCAUCGAAAAUGUUCCAGCGUUAGCUGCGAUGAAAUAUUUCCUUCAAGAGGAGUAUUGCGCACGAACCAAAAAAAUAUUCUAAGAUCACGAAAUUCUGUAAUCUGGCUACGAAUGGUCGGUUGUCGGCUCUGCACGGAAAGCUUGUUUUGAGCUUCUAUUCUAUAACUUCAUUUACCGGAGAAAGAAAGCUGAGUAUUAUAGAAAAUAGGUCAACACAAGCAGGAAUCUGCCGUUGCAUCCAGGUACGAUCCCCAAAUAAUUCGUCCUAAUUCACUCCAGGAGUGACAACAGCUUCAAAUUGACGCGGAAGUGUGUUCGUGCGACAUCAUGUAAAAAUAAUAAGACAGAAAAAAAAGAACGACGGAGUACCAGGAAAGUUACGCUAUACCUAGAUGGUGUGCAUCAUUGUCGUUUGUGUGAGAUACGCGUAUACACGCAACAAAGACAGUAUGCGCAACUGUACAUACAGAUGGCACCACAUCGACAUCGUUCACUUUUAUUGAUAUGCAAGUAGAGCUACGCCCUCUGUGUGGAAAGAGGAGAGUAGCGGUGAGGACGUUCCUCUUUCCUUUGCCUGAUUCCUGCGCUUCGGAGACAUUCCUGUGCAGCGUUAACUGUGUAGCGUCAGCUUCUGCUGUUUAUCCUGUAUACGUGUUGUUUGCAUUUGACGAUGUACGCAUCCCUCCUUGCCCGAGUGUCUGCUUAUGUACAAUGUUUAUAGACAUGGACAAUAAAUUCAAGUUUGAUUCUGUG